AUGGCCAAGGACAAGAAGAAGAACAGCGACGCCAAAAAGGCCAAAAAGGCUGAGAAGGCGGCCAAGCAGGCCAGCAAGGGAGAAAAGAAGGCCAAGACUAAGGCUGCCAAGAUCGAGGGCAGUGACGCCGAGGAUGUUGAUCUUGAUGAGGUGCUCGAGGAGUAUCGUCGCCAGCAGGAACAGUUCCUCAAGAUCACAGAGACGAUCUGUGAGGCGCCGCCAAGGGCUCGAGCUGCGUCGACUUUAAUGGCUUCUCCCCAUGACAGCAACACUCUUUUACUGUUUGGUGGAGAGUACUUUAACGGUUCCCUCGCCCAGUUCUACAACGACUUGAACAUCUACAACAUCAGUCGUGAUGAGUGGCGCUGCGUCACCUCGCCCAACGCCCCCCUUCCUCGAUCUGGCCAUGCCUGGACCAGAGCUGGUAACCCAAACCACGUCUACCUCUUUGGUGGAGAGUUUUCUUCGCCCAAGCAGGGAACCUUCCAUCAUUAUUCAGACUUUUGGAGGCUGGAGCCUGCGACGAGGGAGUGGACAAAGAUCGAAGUCAAGGGCAAGGACAAGAGCCCUUCUGCUAGGAGUGGCCACCGCAUGACCUACUGGAAGCAGUACAUCAUUCUGUUUGGUGGUUUCCAGGAUACUUCGAAUCAGACAAAGUACCUGGCUGACCUCUGGAUCUUUGACACCAUCAACUUUGUGUGGCACUCCCCUCAGCUGCCUCCUGCGCAGCUCAAGCCAAACGCUCGAUCAUCCUUCACCCUACUUCCUCAUGAGCAAGGCGCGGCCCUCUAUGGAGGAUACUCACGAGUCAAGGCGACAGUGAAUGUCAAGCAAAAGGGUAACAAGGGGCCCAGUCAAGCCCAGCGAAACGUCCUGAUCCCCAAGGUCCACGAAGACUGCUUCUACCUCAGGAUCACCCAGCCCCCUACUGAUGCCAGCCCCAACACUCCCCCUGCAGUUCGCUGGGAGAGGCGAAAGAAGCCGGCUAACGCACCAAACCCUACUCGAGCUGGAGCAACUAUGACCUGGCAUAAGGGUCGUGGUAUCAUGUUUGGUGGAGUACACGACGUUGAGCAGAGCGAGGAAGGUAUGGACAGUGAGUUUUUCAACCAGCUCUUCGCCUGGAACAUUGAGCGCAACCGUUUCAUGCCCAUGGGUCUCCGUAAGCCCCGUCAGCAAAAGAAGGCCGCCCCCGAGCCUCGAGGUGGACGUCGUGGACGAGCUCAGGCAAACGAAGAGGAGCUUCUCAGGCAACUUGCCGCCCUCGAAACGGGUGCCUCGCUCGAGGACGCCGAUGACAUUGAACUUGCCAAGAAGGAGGAGGAGGAGGAUGAGAAGCCAGCAAGGGAGAUGCUAGUAACCAUGGAACCCCCGCAUAUGAGAUUCAACGCUCAGCUGGCUGUCCAGGAUGAUGUUCUCUACAUCUACGGCGGCACCUUUGAAAAGGGGGAUCGAGAGUUUACCUUUGAUGAUCUGUACGCGAUUGAUCUAGGAAAGAUGGACGGGUGCAAGGAGAUCUUUACCCGACCUGUCGAGGACUGGAUUGAGUCUGAAGAUGAGGAUGAUGAAGACGACGAGGACGAUGAGGAUGAAGAGGAAGAGGAGGAGGAAGAGUCUACUCAAAUGUUCACACCGAGCAAGCGCAAGAAGAAGCAGGAUGAAGUUUCCGAAGUUUCUUCAGAGGCUUCUUCGGAGCCUUCGAUAGCCGCAUCGGAGGAUGACGAGACUGAGACCACAGCCGCUUCUGUGGAUGACGGACUCCCACACCCCAGACCUUUCGAAAGCCGACGCGAGUUCUUUUCACGCACAUCAGCCGAGUGGCAGGAAAUCCUGAUGACGAGCCUCCGAUGGAAGAACAUCCAGCCCGAGACCAUGGCCAUCAAGGAGAUCAAGGCCAAGGCGUACGAGCUCAGUGAAGAAAAGUGGUGGGACUGCCGUGAGGAGAUUGUGGCACUGGAGGAAGAGCAGGAGGCGGCUGGCAUCCAGGAGGUGGUGAGUUUGGCAGAGAGGGGUGAUGCUGGUGCUGGCGGGGGUGCAAGAAGGAGAUAA
Messenger RNA from Fusarium falciforme, 2049 nucleotides. Its product is annotated as DUF4110 domain-containing protein. The transcript has 4 exons. NCBI's taxonomy places the organism in Eukaryota, Fungi, Ascomycota, Sordariomycetes, Hypocreales, Nectriaceae. Gene Ontology annotation, molecular function: protein binding. The record is from RefSeq and is a predicted model, not a curated record. Bases 1 to 2049 code for a protein of 682 amino acids.